UAGAAUAGUGGUGGUGUUUUUUUUUCUCACUGUGAGUGCAAGAAUAAAGCGAAAAUUUUAUAAAAUGAAGGUGCCGUUACUGCUUCUCGUCGCAACACUCGGUACAGUUCACAGUAUAAACUUGGAAGGAUCAUCAUACAGUAUUGUACACGACAGAGGAGUUCGAAGUUACUUCUCACACCCAUUCGGCGGCUUUGGGAAAGCCAGAGGAUUCGGCGGUGGAUUCUUCGGGCACUCUCAAGCCCCCACAAGUCCAUUUGGCGUCGCUGCCGGUCCAGCUUCGUCCCUGACGAGCAAAAAAUGCGGCGUCGCGCCACAAAACUGCGUCCGAUCUCGCUAUCGCACCUUCAGCGGUGUGUGCAAUAACUUGCUGAAUCCAGGAUGGGGAAUGGCGUCCAGCACCUACUCGCGUCUCCUGUCGCCCAAGUACGGAGACGGCGUCUCCUCGCCAACACUCUCCGUGACCGGAGCUGAGCUGCCCAACGCUCGUGUCCUCUCAGUGGACGUCUUCGGUGAGCGCGACGUUCCCGAUCCCAAAUUCACGCUGCUCAACAUGCAGUGGGGUCAGGUGAUCACCCACGACAUGAGCUUGCAAUUCGGCGGUUCUCAGGCCCAGAAGCACGCCACGUCCUGCUGCUCCGUUGAAGGACAUCCCGAGGAGUCACGAAGCCUCCACACCACUUGCUAUCCCAUCGUCGUGCCACACAAUGAUCCCGUGCUCAACAACUACAACGACCAGUUCUGCAUGGACUUCGUGCGCACGCUCACGGACAAGGAUGUGCGCUGCCCCAAUCUGGACUUCAACUCUCCCGCUGAGCAGCUGACCGAAGUCACGGCGUUCAUGGACUUGUCUCUCGUCUACGCGAACAGCGACCAGAUGAACGCUCAGCUGAGAACCUUCCAGGGCGGCAGGCUGAUCACCGUUCAGCGCAAUGGCCGCGAGUGGCCACCACAGAAUCCCAACGCGUCCACUGUCUGCACAAUGAACAAUGGCCAGGAACCCUGCUACCUCGCCGGAGAUGCCCGAGUCAACCAGAAUCCCGGACUCACGUCUCUGCAAGUUAUGUUGCUCACUGAGCAUAACCAGAUCGCCGACGCCUUGGCCAGCAUUAAUCCCCAUUGGGACGAUGAGAGGAUCUUCCAGGAGGCGCGAAGGAUCAAUUAUGCCGAAUUCCAGCACAUUUCCUACUACGAGUGGCUCCCAAUCUUCCUUGGACAGAAGAACAUGCGCAACAAUGGCCUGAUCUACGAGACCACGCCAGGGAGCUACGUGAAUGACUACGAUCCGAGCAUUGAUCCGCGGGUGAUCAACGCCCACGCGCACGCCGCCUUCCGAUACUUCCACACGCAAAUUGAAGGAAGACUCGACCUAUUGUCUGAACAUCGCGCGAGAACUGCUUCGCUCCGACUCAGUGACUGGCUCAAUCGUCCAGUCAUUGUUGAGGCUGAGUUCGAUAAUCUCUGCCGCGGCAUGGUCACGCAGCCCGAGGAAGACACCGAUGACAACAUUGACACAGAAAUCAAGCACUACCUGUUCCGCCUGGACAACGUCAUUGGACAGGACUUGAAGGCGAUUGACAUCCAGAGAAACCGAGAUCACGGUCUCGCCAGCUACAAUGACUUCAGGGAGUUCUGUGGCCUGAAGAGGGCCGCGACUUUCGACGAUUUCCUGGAUCUCAUCUCGCCCAGACACGUGGAGAAACUCCGAGCUCACUACACGAGUCCCGAAGAUGUGGAUCUCACUGUCGGUGGAGCUCUGGAGGCUCACGUGGCGGGUGCUCUGGCCGGUCCCACCUUCCUCUGCAUCCUCACCGAGCAGUUCUUCCGCACGCGUGUCGGCGAUAGAUUCUUCUACGAGAACGGCAACGUCGACAGUGCCUUCACGCGAGAACAACUCCAAUCAAUCCGCCAAUUGACUGCGGCUCGCUUCGUCUGCGACAACACAAACAUCCAGUACAUCCAGCCGAGGGCCUUCGAGAGGAUCCACCUCGGAAACGAGCUGCUGCCCUGCGCCUCACUGCCGCGUCUUGACUACAAUCUGUGGCGGGACGACGUCUCGGCAGCCUUCGACACCCACAACGCCUACGUCUUCAAGAAGUGAUCGCGCCGUAAAUUAUUUAUUGAGCCUAGUUGAUAACAGUUUAAUAAGCUCUGGAGCACAUUUUCCAUUGAUUUAUUCAUGGAGAAACGUCCAGACGAAAGCAUUAUGACACGUGACCAACGAUAGUGUGAAAAUUAAUUGCUAAGAGAUUAAUAAAAACAUAUUUCUUUUUUUUGUACAUGGAGAAAGAGAAAAUUAAACGUGAAAAAGCGUUUUGCCAUUUUUUUUAAAGACGCAUCCCUCCAGCAAAUAAACCAUUCCCUAAAAGGAAAAUCCCCCUCAAUUGUCACCACCUUAGAAGAGUUAAAAGUUGACGGCAUUUCUUAUUACUUCACACUUCUGUUAAAAGGUGCUUUUAGCAUAUAAAAAUUUACCCCACAAUCAAUGAAUGUUAAUGUUCAGACGAUGUGAAAAGCAUGGAGAAUAAAAUUAAUUGUACCAACGGAAAAAUGUUGCUUUCAAUCAUUGCGUUUUCGAGUCGUUAAUGAAAGUGAAAAUAUUUCAUUUUCACUUCCAUCAACAAUUUCUUUUGUCAACUGCACAUUCUGCACUAUUCAUUUCUUUCUAAAAAUAUCACUUCUCUGUGUCUUGAGGAAGUUCACACUGUCUUCGUGUUUGACCAACUCGCGAAAAACGGUGACAUUGAGGGUGAAAAUGUGCAGAAAAAUAUGCAGAAAUUCCAUUAGCGCCUCUACUAAUUACCGUCGCUCUUUGGCAGAACUCCUCAGUUGGUCAGGAACUCAUCAUCGCGGUGGAUCUUCCAGCGAUUCACUUAACAGUGGGUGAAGAAUAGUACAACGAUGAAUAGUGUAUUACUUGUUCUUCUCACCGCGGGACUUUUCGCGGGUGGAUUUUGCUUCAAAACCUACAAUCCCGCUGAUUUGAGGUAAGCGCUUAAUUCCAGUGUUCUAUAAGUGCAAAUCCAGUUCAAGUAUGUGUUUUCCCGCCUUUCAGGCUCGUCCUCGAGGCUUAUCGCAAUGCCACGAAAAUGCAAAAUAUGCAAGAGAUGCUGGAGAAACAUCUCUGUGAUCUCAAGAUUGAGAUGCGCCCAGAAGAUGUAAGAAUAAAUCGUCGCU
This is a messenger RNA of Phlebotomus argentipes, 3177 nucleotides long. RefSeq names its product peroxidase. Gene Ontology annotation, molecular function: heme binding; peroxidase activity. NCBI's taxonomy places the organism in Eukaryota, Metazoa, Arthropoda, Insecta, Diptera, Psychodidae. The record is from RefSeq and is a predicted model, not a curated record. The coding region runs from base 65 to 2101 and encodes 678 amino acids. Gene Ontology annotation, biological process: response to oxidative stress. The transcript is spliced from 7 exons.